Messenger RNA from Rubroshorea leprosula, 806 nucleotides. The record is from the annotation of a GenBank genome assembly. NCBI's taxonomy places the organism in Eukaryota, Viridiplantae, Streptophyta, Magnoliopsida, Malvales, Dipterocarpaceae.
AUGACUGUCUCACCAUUUCUCUCAAUUUUUUCAUUCAAAAUUUCCUCCUAUUUCUUCUCAAUUUUUCUACACUUUUUCUUCUCCUUCUCUUCUUUGCUCUCCUUCUCUUCUUUGCUCUCCUUCUCUUCUCUCAAUCUCUUCCUCCUUCACAAGCUGACAAACCCCUAUUUAUACAAUUGAAAAUAGAACCCCCAACCCCAUCAUACUCCUAAGCUUGAAUCUAAAUUUUAGAUAAUAACCUAAUCCUAUUUGGAAUUGGAAUUCUAAAAUCGACUUAGUUCUUCAUGCAUUUUCCUUCUUUCAAGGCUAAAUUCAUACCUCUUAAAGAUCACAACCCCCAAGUUGAAUCGAUUUCAAAAUCUUUCUCUAUGGUUUUUGAUAAAGACUUCGAAUCCAAAAAUUUCUUCAUACUGGUGUCAUGAUCUAUCCAAACUUGAGUAGAUUUAGGGAUAAGCCAAGAAGAAUUUGUGAAAUUUUGGAGAAUGGUUGGUAGUAGAGCAAAAGAAGUCAAGAAGGAUCAGGAGUUUUUGAAGGUUAAGGUUUGACUGAACCUUAGCCUUUAUUUUUAAUUUAGCCCUCAAGCAAAACGACGUCAUUUUCCUUGUACACCUUCUCAACCCUUCAAGUUUCAUGCUUUUUAUAGAAUGGUCCAUUAGCUUCCAAUAUUAUUAUUCAGUCUCAAUUAAAAUUGGGUUAUGAUAGUUGUCACUUUUUUACUUUUCUUUUUAUAAAAAGAAAGGUAAAGAAUAAAAGAAUAACCCAAUUUUAAGCUUGGAAACAAAUAAUAAGAAAGAUGUCACCUUGAC